AUAUACGUUUUCGCGUUCGCGGUGUAAGCACUCGUCGUGUUAUAUAGGCGCUAGUGUUGUAACUUUGGAUAAUAAACAAUUGAAAAAUCCAGUGAUAAUGGCGCCGGUAUCAAAUACAGUGAUGGGCAUCGACGAUGACCAACGUUUCGCUUUAAUGAAGUUUCGUCGAAGUGUUCGAGAUGUUCUGAAACCCGAGCAUAAUGAUCAUUAUCUUUUACGGUGGCUAAGAGCUAGACAAUGGGAUCCGGAAGCAGCAGAGAAAAUGCUACGUGAUUCGCUGAUUUGGCGAGAGAAGUGGGGUGUUGAUACUACACUUGAGACGUGGCAGGCGCCAGAACCGCUUGAGAAGUAUUUCCCUAGCGGCACGACGGGUUUUGAUAAGGAGGGAUCACCAAUUAUAAUAGUUCCAUUCGUGGGCUUGGACGCGUGGGGCAUGUUGCACUCCGUCACGAGGACAGAUGUCAUCCGCAUGAUUCUGCGCCAUCUUGAAAAUUACCUCGCUAGUGCGAGGAAACAGUCUUUAGAACACGGACCCGCCGCACUCAAGGUUACAGUACUGUUCGACCUUGAAGGCUUCAACAUCCGGCAAUAUGCAUGGAAACCGGCCGCGGAGAUGGUGUUCACGCUGCUUCAGAUAUACGAAGCCAAUUAUCCGGAAAUAUUGAAGACCUGUUUCAUUGUUAACGCCCCUAAAGUGUUCUCAUUAGCCUUCUCCGUGGUAAAGAAAUUCAUGCAUGAAUACACAAUAUCCAAGAUCAAAAUAUACGGCACCGACACGAAGAAAUGGCAGCCCCAAGUACUGGAACUGAUCGACAGGGACCAGCUACCCGCGCACUAUGGUGGCACUUUGGUGGACGCAAAUGGCGAUCCUAGAUGCAGCCUCAUGGUGAAACCGGGUGGUAAAGUUCCUAAAAGUUAUUAUUCAAAGAACGCGCCAAGCGAACAAAGCAAGGAGUAUACGCGGGUCACUGUCAAGACUGGAGAAAAGCAUUCUGUUGAUUUACUGUGUGUGGAAGGCGAAAGUGUUUUAAAGUGGGAAUUCGGUGUUGACAGUCACGACAUAAAGUUCUUAAUAAAACGUAAAGAUGAAGACGGCAACGAGACGAUCGUUCACGGUCCCAAAAAGGUCGCGGAGGGUCCCGUCGACGUCGGGGUCUUGCCUGUAACGGGACCAGCGACUUAUUCCGUAAUAUUCGACAAUAAAAGCGCGUAUUUACGCAACAAAAAGGUGUUUUAUGACGUUCUAAUCUCCAUCCCAGAAAAGGACCUCAACUUAACCGACGUGCCCGAAGACGUUCCGGAAGCCACUGAACAUCUGGCCACGACGAAAACCACUGGAUUGUGAAUUAUUUUAAAAGUGUAUUUAAUUAGAAACUUACAAAGUAGGUUAUCAAGGUUGGAUAUCAACGUUUGCUAUUUUGAGCGCUAUAUUGUAAAAUUGGGACUGUGUCCUUCAUACGAAGGAAUAAAUAAGUACGGAAAUACCUAUUAAGCUUAUAACCUGUGCUUGUAACUAUAAUGUUUUUAAUUCAAUGACAUUGUUAGAUAGAUAGUUAAAAAGCAUUUAAAUAUACUGUACAGAUUGAUUUUAUUUCCUAUUUCGCUCAAUGUGGAAAUAAAUACGCAGUAAAUCUCUUUGACAUUUUUAUAAUACUUAAUUAAUUUUAAUACACAUAUUUAGAAACUGUUUGUAAAAUUAUUUUUUAAACGUAAAAAGAUAGUUGGCAAUCUAAAAGUUUAUGAUAACAACAGCUGAGGUUGUUCUAAAAGCCAUUGAUUUUAAUAACCUUCAGGCACAUUCACGUUAACCGAUAACAACACCUUAGACCAUCGACAAUACCUAACCAAUAUUUUUUUUGCAAUUUUUUUUUCAUUCAUUCUAUUAUAUAGGUAUUAUACAUACAUACGUAUUCAUACCUAUUAAAAUGUUCCUAUCUGUCAUUAUGCAGCUAUUAUAUAACUAUCUAACUAUGUAUUCCGUAACAAAAAGACUUAUCAGAAGUGGUUAAGGGUGAUACUAGUAAUAAUAGCGUUAAUUAACGUUAGAUAUUUUUAAAUAGAAAAAUAUUGAUUAUAGAUUACUAUAAAUAGGCGUUUUUGUUUUAAUCCAACAAGAAGGUUUAAUGGAAAACUUGUAGAUAUAUAAACUUCAGGAAAUUCUUUGCGGCAUAAAUAUUUUAUGCAAAUAAGUAUGUCUGUAUGUAAUCAAGUAUUUUUUUGUUAUAUUUGAUUAGAAGUAUUGAUAAAUCAUUUAAAUUUAUUGCGCUUAGUAUAUUAGGUACGUAGAAGCAAAUACUAAUACGGUGGUUAGUGAAACAAUUAUAUUAUAUUAUAUACUAGCUAACCAGGCAGACGUUGUUGUGCCCUUUCCGAACUACCAUUUGCUUUUCCAAAAAGAAAUUCCAGAAAUUAGCAAUAAAAAAAAAUUAUGACCCUCAAUUUUUUUUAUUAAAAUUAUUAUCGGGAUAAAAACUAUCCUAUCUCUCAAGUUGGACCAAACUGCACACAGUGUGCAAAUUUUCAUUGAAAUCAGUUCAGUAGUUUAGGAGUUCAUCGCGGACAAACAAUGUGACACGUAAUUUUUAUAUAUAAAGAUUAGUACUUUUAAUAAUGUUUUGUAAUUAUUGAUAUAUGUUGACUAGCCAAAUUAAGUUAUAAGAUAUAUGAAUAAUUAAUUUCAUUUUAUGCUCAUUAUUAAUUUACGUAUAAUAAACGCUAUAAUUAUAUACAAAAUGUCGCUGGAAAAAAUGCAUGAUGUAGGUAUCUAUAUUACAAAUUAUUUUACUCAUUAUAGUGAGUAUGUAAGAUUUGCUCAACCUAUUUUAUAUAUUUUUUGUAAUAAUUAAAUUAUACAUACUUAAUAACUAUUGUUGAAAAUAUUUAAAGCAUAUUCUGUGAUAAAUCUUUGUUUGUUAUAUAAAUAUAAUGUGCAAUCUCAUGCACAAAUAAACCUGUAUUUUUGUGUCAGAGCGAAAUAAAUUACCAAGUACUUACUAAAGUUAAGUUUAUGUUUGCAUGCUUAGGAUACUACAGUAUUUAGUGGUCAAAAGCUACAGAAUUACAUUAAAAAUAUAAAUGCUCUUUGUGAAGAUUAUUUUACUGCAUAUGUAAUGCUAUGUAUUUACCUAAAUACGUAAUACAUUAUCGCGAUAUGGUAUGGUUUCACCCACGGAGCAUAUACAAAUUGUAUUUGCUUCGUGGUUUCACCACGAUUCACGAACAAGAUUAAUUAUCUAUUAAAUUUAUUAAUCUGUGAUAAGCUCAAUUUAAGUGCAACUAGGUAAAAAGUUAUGUAAAUAUUGAACCUUUAAACUUUUUUAAAUAUUUAAAAUAGUAUAUUUUUAUUUCAAUCAAGAAAUAAAAAUAUUCUACUAUUAAUUGUUUCAUGUAAAAAAACUAGUUGCCAUUACAUUAACGACAUUAUAUACUCCUACGCUAAUAUAAAUGAGAAAAUAUUUUAACUGUAAAUAAAGAUUCUAAUUUUUUUUUAGGGGUUAAUUUUAAAUUUGCUGAUGGCUACAGUUUUGUACCUUGCUUUGAUUAAAAUGAAUAAAACU
Molecule: messenger RNA, 3557 nt
Organism: Parnassius mnemosyne (clouded apollo)
Lineage: Eukaryota; Metazoa; Arthropoda; Insecta; Lepidoptera; Papilionidae
Source: the annotation of a GenBank genome assembly